Molecule: messenger RNA, 6174 nt
Organism: Cheilinus undulatus (humphead wrasse)
Lineage: Eukaryota; Metazoa; Chordata; Actinopteri; Labriformes; Labridae
Gene: emilin2a
Product: elastin microfibril interfacer 2a
Exons: 9
Coding region: 132-3512 (1126 amino acids)
Molecular function (GO): protein binding
Source: RefSeq, a predicted model, not a curated record
CUUGGGUUGUUGGAGUUAGAUCAGUCACUAGGACAAUGUGACUUUGGUUUCUGGGAUCGUUACGCACAAUAAUAACAGAGUUGCCCUCUCCUUCUGUGCUAGGACUAUUUAUUCUUUGGAGUUUGUUUAGUAUGACUUACAGGGAGGCAGAGAUGGACUGGCGGUGGAUAGUUUUCACACUGUUUUUGAACUUCCAGUUCACGUACGGGACUCCCUCCUCUUAUGACUUGUUCCAGGGGUCUGCAUACACUGGAGUGGUGCACAGACACAGGAAUAGGAACUGGUGUGCGUAUGUGGUGCGUAAGAACGUGAGCUGCGCCGUGCAGGGCAGUGUGGAGAGCUUCCAGGAGCCCGUGGUUGCCCCCUGCCCGGCCUACCAGCCCGACUGCCAGCAACAAGUGACAUAUCAUAAUAGGUUUCGACCUACAUACAAGAUUGCCUUCAAGACGGUUACAGAGUUGGAGUGGAGAUGCUGCCCUGGCUACCAAGGUCAUGACUGUAAGGAUUUAAAACCACCCCCAGACCGACAAGUAGUUCAAGGAGCACAGCCUUACCUCCCACAAAAUCCUGGAUACACAACCAGACACACACAAAGGCCAGAGCGGCGAGAGACUGGACACCAUGAGAUGAGGCAUGGUGGGACCGAUAAGGUGCAUCUUCUAGAAGGUGAAGUUCAGCGUCUGUCUCAAACAGUUACGAAUCUACAGUCCGCUUUGACGGGGUUAACUGCCAAUCUCAAGACAGACCUGCAGGACGACACAAAAAAGAUGCUGGUGACACUUCUCAACAACAUGAGACCACCAGAUAGUCCCACUGCUGGAGGCACUGAGGAGAGCCCCGCAGUGCUGGAUGGCCAUCAGGCUACUAGAGGUGGGAUCGCAGGAGAAAAAGCUAUAGAAAAGAUAGUGGCCAGACUGGAUGAUCUCAACAAUGCACUAAAGAGCAAGGAAGAAGCUUUGGAAGACCUCAGAGGAACCAUGACCAGUCAUGAGGGGCAGAUUCGUGUCCUGAUGGAUGCCUCGCAAUCUCAAACACCAGCCAUAGGGGAGUUUGAUAUAAUACAGAACUACAUUGAUGGCAAGUUUAAGGAGAUGAAGAAGGAGCUGGAUUUGAGUGUUGAAGAACAAAUAGCUAAGCUUCAAAGUUCAUACAACGACAAGAUCCAGGCCUUGCAGAAGACCUGUGAAGGUGGCUGUGACCAAGGUUUGGCACAACUCGCCAAACUGGUGGAUACAAAAGAGGCUGAUCUGAGAAAGGAGAUCCGGGCUUUACAUCUAGACAUGGUUGCUGCAGAUGGACCAAUCAGAACCCAAAGACAGAUAGAUCCAUCUAAAGGGGAAGAGGAUCAUGAUAAUGACCAUAGCAACAUGUGGCGGGAGAUUGACCGGAUUGCAGAGGCUCAUCGGAUCCUGAACGUACGCAUUGACAAUGAGCUGGCACAUCUGUCUUCGCCUCAGGUUGACAAUGACUUUGGCCCAAUGAUUGAAGAGCUAGAAGCUCGCAUUAAUAUCACAGAGCAAAAUGCAGAGACACACUGCUUCUAUAUUGAAGAGAAGCUGACCCGUACCAUUGCUGAUGAAGUGGCGGCACUUCGGCUCCUUCUUGAUGAGCGUCUGAACAACAUGGAGGACCAGCUUACGAACAUGCUGGUGGAAAUGAGCAACAACUCCUUCCCUGGUAUGUUUAGUGAAUCUGUGGAUGCUGUCCAGAGACAAGUCAACAAUAACAAGUUCCUCCUUCAGGGUUUGGAUGAGAAAGUCAGUGCUGUCGCUGAGUUAUGCUCUGCAGGAUGUUCAGGCUCAGGAUACUCUGUAGAUGCAGAAAGUCCAUCAUCUCUACCUAACAAUUUGUUAAGUAUUUUUAAGGACCUGAAUCGGUAUAGGAAUGACUUGGAUGUUCUCCACACAAAUGUCACUGCCAACAAAAACAAGAUCAGGCAACUUGUAGAACUCGUUGGAAGGCAGUCACUCAGAAAUGAGAGAAAUGCCAGGACAAUAGAUGAUGUCCAGAAGGGCUUGAUUAAUCUCCAGGACAACGUGCGUGGUCUGGCUGGUACUUUUAAGGGUUUCAGUGACUCUCUGAGCAAAUACAACCUGGAUAUGCAUAGAAUAAACUCAACUUGCUGCCAUGCAGAACAAAGAGGCACUGCAGGAAAUACCUGGUCAUCAGUCAUUCCUGUACCCAGUAUCCAGACUGAUGACACCAGAAGUCAGGUGGAUGAUCUAAGGAGCAGGCUUGACACACUCAGUAAACAGGUUUCCUCUGAACUGAGACUGUGUAAACAGAACACACAGAGUGUUUCCGAUGACAUUUAUGCUGUGGACAGACGUGUGAGCAGACUUGAAAAGGUGUGUGGAAAGCUAGAUGGAGUUUCUGACAAUAUCAAAGAGCUGAAAGAUAGACUGGAGAGACAUGUUGGUGGUCUGCAGAACUGUGUGAGCUGGAUGAACACUACAUGUGGCAAACAGGGUGCAGACAUCAUCACACUGCAGAAUUCCUUGCUGAAGCUCCAGGGACAAAUGUCUGCAAUGGCUAAACAUGUUUUGAAAGACGUCACCGCCAAGGAGCCAGGAAUGACCUUACGACCAGAGAGGCCCAUGCCUGUGCCAGAUCCAGCCCAGACCAGACCCAGAAUCCAAGAAAUCCACAUCCCUCUAAUCAUCCCUCCACCGACACAGUCCAGACAACCGCACAGACCCAGCCAACGAGUGCCGACCAACACGCACACAAUCAGGACAGGUCCGCCCAACCAGCCAUCCAGCCCCCAGCUGCCAGGACAGCACAUCCCCCCUCUGGUUCCCGUCAGGCCGGUGGUGGAGACGGGCGAGGCUGGACCUCCAGGGUACAUGCGCAGAGUGACUGUGCGCAGAGGGUCUGAGGACUCGUCUAGUAUACCGGUUAAAGGAUUUGCUGGAGCACCAGGCUAUCCUCCCCUGCAGCCUGCAUCUUUCAAGCCUCAAUCAGCGAGCCGCCAAGUUCCUGUAGUAGCAAAGGUGCCAUGGAACCCCAUGUAUCAAGCUCCAGUUGAACCACCAGUUUCCAUUGACCCCAGUGCCUUUGCAGACCCCUUCUCCUUCUCUGCUGGACUCACGCUGCAGCCACUUUCCGGAGACUUCGGCAUUAUUCGCUUCAACAGAGUCCUAGUCAAUGAUGGCGGACACUACAAUCCACACACAGGGAUCUUUACUGUACCUCAGGAUGGGCGAUACCUGAUAUCAGGACUUCUGACAGCAAAGCAAGGUAGCCAAGUCCAUGCCGUCCUGUCCGUGUCUAACCGCAGCGUUCAGAGGCUGCAGAGCUCAGCGGGGCCUGUGACCGGUCAACACAGGGGAUCAGCUGCUGGGAACUGUGGCUGUGGGGGCUCUGUGUCCUUCAGUGUGAUCCUGCCCCUGAGGCAAGGAGACCGCGUGGGCCUGGUGAGGACUGGAGGCCAGCUGGCCACCACCGAGGCCAGGGAGAUCCUCUCUACCUUCAGCGCCAUCUUCCUGUACGCACCACAGGCCAAACGAUAGCUGAGAAAGAAAACCUAGAAAGGACUUGUUCGAUCCCCAAAAAAUGGACUUGAGAAAAAGAAUUCAAGAGUAACUAAACCCCAGAGUCUUGGCUAAGGUGCAUCAAAAAUGCCUUUAGAAUGUCAUGGACUGUGCCAGGAGGGGAAACAAUAAUCCCACUCACUUCUUCAUACUGUCCCCCUCAGCCACAACAUCAGACAGUCUGCGAUGUUUUUUAGAAUUAUCAGCAAAAGUGUCCCAACUUUUCAAGACAGACUUACAAUGAGGUACCCGAGUGUGUUGCGAUGAUACAUGGUCAUGUAGAGGACACUAGUUCCUAUGCUACCAACCCCAUUUUCAGAAAAACUGGGUUCAUUCAUGAUCUUCAGUAAAAAAAAAAAAAAAAAAACACUACCCAUAAUCCUAAAGUGUCAAAGUGACCGUUACUACUGAAUCUAACAGUUGCUUCUACUAUAGAGGAUUUGAAAGGGUGAAAUGAUGGUUCAUGCUCCAGUAAAAGACAGAAGUUUAUACGUUAUCACCCUCUUUAAAAAAAAAAAAAAAAAAUGGUUUAUUUGUAAUCUUGAACAGAACUACAAUACCCACAAUCCUAGAGUUAAGGUGACUGGAGGUGACAGUUGCAGAAAAAGUGGGUGGUCACUAUUGAGCUUAGUGGUGACAAAAACUGGCAAACGCAUACGUCUACUACUUAUGGAAGCCCAUUUCUGCCAAUAAAAAAACAAAUAUGAAAGUAAGGUAAUUAAAAAAUAAAGUGAACUCUUAAGCCAAAAUGAUGAGAUAAAAGUAAGAGUAUGAGAAAGUAAGUCAUAAUUGUCUGACAAUUAAUGUAAAAAUUAUAAAUAUAAGUCAGAAUUAUGAGGUAGAGUUGAAAUUAUGAGAAAGGGUUAGGGUAAAAAAAAAAAUCAAUGUGAGUAAAAAUAUGAGAUUGUUAGUGAUUUUUAAGGCAAGUAAAAUUAGAGAUAAAAUGUUAUUUUGACAUAUCUCAUGACUUUUUAGUCUCCCCUCUCACAAUGGUAAUCUUAAUCUCAUAGUUAUGACUUUCUAUCUCAUUAUAUCGACUUUUUUCUCUCAGAAUAAUUACAUUUUCUUUCUCUUUAUUCAAACUUUCUCUCUCCUAACUAAGCUUUUUUGUCUCAUAAUUUUUGGCUUUUUAAUCUCAUUGUAUGUUUUUUUUUUUCCAUCUAAAAACCUGGACUUCUUCCCUCCUAUUUUAGAUUUUCAUCCUAUAAUCUCAACUUUAUAUCUGAUAAUUUUGACUUUGUUCCAUCAUUUCAACUAUUCACCUCAUAAUUCUGACUAAUCCCAUAAUUUGUCUUUACAUCAUGUAAUUAUGACUUUAUCUUAGAAUUUUGACUUUCUUUUUCAUCAUUUAUCUCAUGAUUAUGACUUACUAUCUCAUUAUUUGAAAUUUAUCUUAUAGUUAUGACUUUAUCUUAUGAUUUUGACAUUCUUUCUCAUAUUUGUUAAAUUUAUCUCAUAAUUUUUACUUAUUUCCCAUUAAGUCAUUAUUUUAUUAUUUUGACUGUCAUUAUUUUGACUUUUUCACAUUAUGACUUUCUAUCUCAUAAUUUCGACUUUUUAUCAGAUAAUUCUGACUUUUAUGUCACCAUUUUGGUUUUAGCCUCAAUAUUAUGACUUUGUCAUAGAUUUUGACACCCAAAACCUUUUAUUUAUCUCAAAAUAAUGACUUGCUUUGUCAUCAUUUUGACUUUUUUCCCAUAAUUAUGACUUUUCAUGUCAUCAUUUUGACUUAAUCUCAUGAUUAUGACAUUUGAUCUCAUGAUCAACAUUUUGUCCUAUGAUUUCAAUUUAAUCUCAUUAUUGUGAUUUUUUUUUAAUCCCAGAAUUUUGACUAUCAUAAUCUUCCCCUUCCAUCUCAUUAUUUUUCAUUAUUUAUUUCAUAGUUAUGACUUAGUUUCUCUAACUUUAUUUUUUUUAACCUCUGAAUUUCUCAUUAUCUUUACAUACCAUCUCAUUAUUUUGACUGUUUCAUCAUUAUGACUUACAAUCUCAAUAUUUCAAUUUAAGAUUUUGAUUUGUGAUGUUUUUGAAUUAUUACCUAAUUUUCACUUUUUUUUCCUUCCCUUUUUUUACUGUGGAAAUAGGCUUCCAUAACCUCUGGAUCAACCAAUAGAAAAAUUUAAUUGCAGUAGCCAGCUUUCACCUAUAAAGGGCAGUUGCUUUACAUAUUUCCAACAGAAAAUGCAGAACUGAAACACUUUGUACAUAACUGUUGAGAGUUGGAGCCUAUCUGAUAAGAAUACUGCUACAUACUGAUACACAUACAUAGGUUUUCAGCUAAAAACAGAUGGUUUGGUUUCUCUUGAAAUGUUUGUUUUCACUGAUUUGUUGUGUAGCUAUAUCACCAAGCAGAGCCACUGUGAGUGAAGAUCCUCAGUUAUAAAUUCAAUAUAGGAGUCAUUACAUUGACAUCUGUUAGACAUAUGUGGAGUAUACAUAAAUACAGGAAGCAGAAUUUGUUUCUAAUAUAUUUGAUUUCCUUUGUACCUAUUGUGAAUGUCCUGUACAUAUAAGUGUUAAUAAAUUAACAUUAAAAGUCCUUAAAUGUGAGCCUAAAUAAUAACAAAACCAUCUCAGACUUCCACUCAACAGAGUAACGAAGAGAAGAGCAGGGCAGGGAAUAAACCACAAUAAAUCAUCA